GCAGCCGUGUGUUUGUCAGAACUCGUGACUCUCCGGCUGUAAAUCGGAGCGAUGGCCGAGCUGAUGUUUGCUGUGCCACUGCUGCUCCUGACCCUCGGCCUUAGUUCAGGACAACAGUCCAGCUCACUGUGGCCUCUCCCGCAGAAAGUGCAGAGCUCCGAGGUUUCAUUCAAGAUAAUCGGUUCUAGCUUCAGCAUCGUUGACGCGAGAGAGUCCUCUGCUGGGCCGAGCUGCAACGUCCUGCAGAACGCCUACAGGAGGUAUUAUGAAUACAUGUUUGGUGGCAAUAGAAGACGGUGGCAGAACAAAAACAGGCAAACGGGGCCUUCUGAGCUGUCACAGCUGCAGGUGUGGAUCACAUCACCUGACUCGGAGUGUGACGGCUACCCCAGUAUCACGGCGGAUGAGUCAUAUGAACUGUCAGUGGAUCAGCCAUUUGCUGUCCUGAAAGCACCAAAUGUUUGGGGGGCCCUGCAUGGUUUGGAAACGUUCAGCCAGUUGGUCUAUGAAGAUGAUUAUGGCGCAAAAAGCAUCAAUUCCACGAAAAUCAGCGACUUCCCCAGAUUUGCACACAGAGGCAUCUUAUUGGACAGUUCCCGCCAUUUCCUGCCCAUCAAAGUCAUCUUGACCACUCUGGAAACUAUGGCAAUGAACAAAUUCAACGUUUUCCACUGGCACAUUGUUGACGAUCAAUCCUUCCCUUACCUGAGCCGAACAUUCCCACAGCUGAGCCAGAAGGGAGCUUACCACCCAUACACACAUGUGUACACGCCUGCUGAUGUGAAGAUGGUGGUGGAGUUUGCCCGUCUCCGAGGCAUUCGUGUCAUCUCAGAGUUCGACACUCCCGGACACACACAAUCCUGGGGCAAAGGUCAGCCAAAUCUGCUCACCCCCUGCUAUACUGGCGCUGGACCUUCCGGUACCUUUGGACCAGUGAAUCCCACGCUUAAUAGCACGUAUGACUUUAUGAAGCAGUUCUUUCAGGAGAUCAGUUCUGUGUUCCCUGACGCUUAUAUUCACCUGGGAGGUGAUGAGGUGGACUUCAGCUGCUGGAGGUCCAACCCAGACAUUAAGACGUUCAUGGUUCAGCAGGGCUUUGGAGAUGACUACAAAAAAUUAGAAUCCUUCUACAUUCAAAAACUCUUGGACAUUGUCGCUGCCACUAAUAAGGGCUACAUGAUCUGGCAGGAGGUUUUUGACAAUGGUGUUAAGCUGAAACCAGACACACUUAUCCACGUUUGGAAAGGAACCCAGGAGAAAUACCAGGAUGAGAUGGCAAAUAUAACAUCAGCGGGGUACCGAACCCUGUUGUCGUCUCCCUGGUACCUGAACCGUAUCUCCCUAGGCCAGGACUGGCGGAACUAUUACAAGGCUGACCCACAGGAUUUUAAGGGAACUGAGGAGCAGAAGAAACUAGUCAUUGGUGGAGAAGCUUGCUUGUGGGGAGAAUACGUGGAUGCCACCAACCUGACACCUCGACUCUGGCCUCGUGCCAGUGCUGUGGGCGAGCGGCUGUGGAGCGCCAUGGAUGUGAAGGAUCUCAAUGAUGCCUUUAACAGACUGUCCAUGCACCGCUGUCGCAUGGUGGAGCGUGGAAUCCCAGCAGAGCCGCUGAUUUACAGCUACUGCCCUCGUGAGUACAACGGCAUCUGAAGAGUUGAGAAGUUGACCACGGGGACAGAAAAGGAUCCAAAUCCAUAUGUUGUAAACACCAUGCUUUCAUUUUUAAACUGAGAAAUCAAAUGCUGAACAUCCUUUUGUACAGAAACUGUACACUGACGAUGCCUUGAAGCACUGAAAUGAAGUUAUCUUUUGAUCUGCAGAAUCCUUGAAUGUCCUGAAUUUUGCAGCAGUACACUUUGUUUUGUAAAAUUGUAAUUAAAACAUGUAUAAUUGUGAAAAUAAAA
Molecule: messenger RNA, 1907 nt
Organism: Solea senegalensis (Senegalese sole)
Lineage: Eukaryota; Metazoa; Chordata; Actinopteri; Pleuronectiformes; Soleidae
Gene: hexb
Product: hexosaminidase B (beta polypeptide)
Exons: 14
Coding region: 52-1653 (533 amino acids)
Biological process (GO): carbohydrate metabolic process; ganglioside catabolic process; glycosaminoglycan metabolic process
Cellular component (GO): membrane
Molecular function (GO): beta-N-acetylhexosaminidase activity
Source: RefSeq, a predicted model, not a curated record